AAUUUAAAUAAUUACUAAAUAGAUAACAAAAGAAAUGCUAUUUUUUUUUUAUGGAAAGCUAAGACGAUGUCAUAAAAUAAAUUUAAUGAAAAAAAUGAUUUACGAAAUGAUAACAUCAUUGUAAGACUUAACAUUAAAUAUCAAUUUUAUUACUGGCAUUACCAUUGUAUUAUUAAUAUUUUAUUGUCAUUUAUUAAAUUUAAUCUUUCUAUUUUUAAAUUCAUAAAAAAGUGUCGGCUUGACCAACCCAGCUGUUCGGCAAUCUACGAAGAUCUUAGAGUACUUUUUAAUAAGGGUUCCUCAAGCUAAUUAGAAGUUACACGUAUGAGUCUUAAAAAAUUAAACAUUUAACUGUCAAUGAAGCAUUUUUAGGGUUUUAAAUAGUGAACUUCAGCAUCCGUGUGCCUUGCACGUCAGGUACUUAUAGUGUUGGACCCUGGGCAGAGUUGAAUCUUAGAAAGAUUAGUACACUCCUCUAUGACAAAUAAUCAGCUUUAAAAAGCUGUCAACAAUUUUGUGCAAUUAAGUUCUAGUCAUAAAUUUAUAAAUAAAUUGAAGAUCAAUUUUUUUAUUCGUAAUAUUUUUUUAACGAACUAUUCAUUUGAAAAUUUUUGUAUAAUUUGCCUCAAAAAGUUUAGUUCUAGUUCUAGUCCUGGAUUCGUAGGUUCAAAUCCCUAAUAAAUUUUCUUAACCCAGUUCUAAUAAUAUUGAUCACGCAAUUAUAUUGUUUGUUAGUAUUUUACAUUUCUUUAAUAGAUAUCGAGUUAAAGUUUAAAAGAUAAAUACAAGUUUUUCAUCUUUUUAUAAAAUAAUCAAUUAUUAAUACAUGUAUCAAAAAAAAUAUUUUAAUUUGGUAAUUAUAUUUUAUUUGUAAUUUCCUUGAAUAAUAUUUCCGUUACAUUUAUCACGUUAUUAUCAUUUCUUAUCUUAAUAUUUGAAUUUUAUGGGCUCGUUUCUUGGAAUACCGGUAACUGUUCGUGAAAAUAACUUGUGGCACUUUUUUGUUCCUUUGACGUUUAUGUUUUUAUAAAAUUAAUAAAUAUUAUUGCUUACUUUAAUUUUCCUCGUUAUAUUAUAUUAUUCUUUUAUUUUAUUUAUCUAAGUUACAAAUAAUAGUAUUUUAGUUUAGUGUUUCCAAUUAUGAAAAAUACAUUGCAUGUUGAAGUAUUGUUAAAGACUGAAAAGGUUGCUGAUAAACCAGAAUUAGAAAAAGCUGUUAUACUUGAACUAAAAACUAUAAAAUCUAUUGUUCCUGAAUCAAUUCAUAAUACAUUUUCUAUUGAAUUAGUUACUGAAUAUGUCAAACAAAUACAAAUUUGUGAGAUUGAAAAUGUAAUAGGAAAUGAUAAUCAGUUAACAAAAAAGGAGGAGGAAGAUUUUCUACUAGAUCUCAAUGAAUAUACAGUCAAGGUGUAUUUUUUUAAGUUAGAUGAUAGUGUUUUAGCAGAUGAUGGCACUAGUGAAGAUAACACAUGUAAAAUGAGACGUUGUAUAUUACCUAAUGUAGACUUUUGUGGUAUUUGGGAAUCAUUAAUAUUUCAAGAACCAAUCAAAGAAAUUCUUAUGCAUUAUGCUCAAACUGGAAUGAAUUUUGCACGUCAUAAUGUUAAUACAAAUAUAAUAAGUUAUAACCGCCUUAUAUUACUUCAUGGCCCACCAGGUACAGGAAAAACAUCUAUUUGUAAAGCAUUAGCUCAGAAGCUAUCAAUACGAUUAAAUCAACAGUAUAGCUUUUUUGAAUUUAUUGAAAUAAACAGUCAUAAUUUACUAUCCAAAUACUUUUCUGAGAGUGGUUCAUUAGUCAUGUCAAUGUUUCAAAAAAUCCGAGAAGUAUUAGAAUAUGGUGACUCAUUAGUGUUCAUAUUAAUUGAUGAAGUAGAAAGUUUAACUCGAGCUCGUGAUGCAGUUUUAUCCGGUACAGAACCAUCAGAUUCUAUUAGAGUUGUUAAUGCUGUUCUUACUCAAUUAGAUAAUCUUAGAAAAUAUUCCAAUGUUAUAUUUUUAACAACAUCUAAUGUAACUGAAGCAAUUGAUACAGCUUUUACUGAUAGAGCUGAUAUAAAAAUGCUCAUUAACCCACCUCAAGAAAUGGCUAUUUAUACAAUAUUAAAAUCGGCAAUAGAAGAACUUAUAAGAGUUAAUUUGAUUGUUAAUGUAACUGAAAAUGACAAGUUUGAUCGGCUUCAUCCAGGAAAAACUAUUUUAAAUAAUAAUCCUCUCUCAGUAACUCAAAAGUUAUUUGAAAUUUCAAAAGAGAGUGUUGGGUUGAGUGGAAGAGUGCUUAAAAAGUUAACUUUCAUAGCUCAUUCUAUUUAUAUUAGGGAACCUCAAUGUAAUGGUGUUGAUGAAUUUUUAACCGCACUUCUAAAAGCUGUAAAGUAUCAAAAACAACAAGAUGAUGAAUUUAGUAUUUUCAAGAUUUGGUAAAAAUUAUAAUGAAUACUAUUGAUCUUCAAUCAGAACAGGAUUAAACAUGAGGACUAUCUUAAGAGUGUAGCGAUAGCUUAAAACUACUGUUUUUAGGUAUAGAUAAAUAAUG
Daktulosphaira vitifoliae (grape phylloxera) is the source of this 2539-nucleotide messenger RNA. RefSeq names its product pachytene checkpoint protein 2 homolog (gene pch2). Gene Ontology annotation, biological process: reciprocal meiotic recombination; meiotic recombination checkpoint signaling. The record is from RefSeq and is a predicted model, not a curated record. Gene Ontology annotation, cellular component: chromosome; nucleus. NCBI's taxonomy places the organism in Eukaryota, Metazoa, Arthropoda, Insecta, Hemiptera, Phylloxeridae. Gene Ontology annotation, molecular function: ATP hydrolysis activity; ATP binding. The transcript is spliced from 9 exons. The coding region runs from base 1141 to 2427 and encodes 428 amino acids.